This is a messenger RNA of Phlebotomus papatasi, 1504 nucleotides long. RefSeq names its product thymus-specific serine protease-like. Gene Ontology annotation, biological process: proteolysis. The transcript has 3 exons. The coding region runs from base 26 to 1480 and encodes 484 amino acids. Gene Ontology annotation, molecular function: serine-type exopeptidase activity; dipeptidyl-peptidase activity. The record is from RefSeq and is a predicted model, not a curated record. NCBI's taxonomy places the organism in Eukaryota, Metazoa, Arthropoda, Insecta, Diptera, Psychodidae.
CAAGCCCGUUAGAAAAUUGUAUAAAAUGUCGAAUUCAUGGCUAAAGGUCCUUCUUCUUCUGGGAGUAAGUUUAGGUGUAGUGUAUGGUGAAUUUGAAGUGCACAACAUUACCCAGUGGUUAGACCAUACAGAUCCCAACAACACAGAAACAUGGGAGAACAGAUACUGGAUCGAUAAUAGUUCGUACACACCUGGUGGACCAAUUUUCCUCUAUGUCGGAGAUAUGUCUUUCUUCUUUACGGAAUUUCGACUCAAUUCCAGCCAUUUUGUCGAUCUUGCUCGAGAAUAUGAAGCUCUUAUCGUAGCAACGGAGCAUAGAUUUUAUGGUGAAAGUCGACCUACUCCCAAUGUUAGUCUCGAAAGUUUGCAGUUCUUGAAUACGGAACAGGCUCUUGGUGACCUUGCAACAGUGAUUACCUUUAUCCGGAAUUCUAGUGAAGAGUUGGCUGAUGCCAAAGUGAUUGCAGCUGGAUCUGGACAUGGUGCAGCUCUAGCCGUUUGGCUCAGACAAUCUCGUCCGGAUCUCGUUGAUGGUGUGUGGUCGUCAAGUGCGAGGAUGCAUACCAUGAUAGAUUUUUCUGAUUUUGGAACUAAUACUGCCAUUUCGAUAAGGAUCUACGGAGGGAUGACCUGCUACGAGAACUUAGCGUCAGCUUUUGAAGACAUGGAACAUUUAUUCGCGAAUGGCAGCUACGAAAUCCUCCGGGAUAGUUUGAUGCUAUGCGAUACUGAACAUGGGAUUGAAGGAAAUUACGCAGCAGAUCUUCUCUUUGGGCAAAUGGCUGCGGCUGUUGGUACUUCAAUUCAGAGUUUCCAUGCGGCUGCUUUUACCAAUCUCUGUGGUGAUCUUGCAAAUGGUACCACGCCUUUCCACGGGCUUUCUGAUUGGGUGACGAAUAGAAUUUACCCUGAAUUUGGAUGCAUGAUGAUUGACUAUACUCAGUUUUUGGACUUUAUCUAUGAGGUCGAUUGGGAUGCAGAUUCUGUAGCUUGGGGUGUCCGUCAACAGUUGUAUCAAUCUUGUACUGAAUACGGUUGGGCUAGGACAUCAAGUGGAGACGAUCAUCCAUUUGGGGAUCGAUUCCCCAUUGAUUUCUAUAUAACCCAGUGCGAAGAUCUCCUCAACGGAACGAUGACUAAGGAGGAAAUGAUAGCAAGUAUUGAAAGGACCAAUGAGAUUCAUGGAGGACUCACACCAAAUGUGACGAACGUUUACUUUACGAAUGGGAACCUGGAUCCUGAAAGGACCCUUUCGGUUCAACAGGACUUGAACGAAGACGCGGUUGCUGAUAAUAUUUCGUUCUUUGGUUUUGCUGCUGAUUGGUUCACUAUGGAUGUGACUGUUUACGAAGGGUUGAGGUACGUUCAGAAUCGCGUUAGGACCCUUAUUGGUCAGUGGAUUGAGCACGAAGUGGAGAUCCCUACGACAACUGAACCGCCAACAGAUACUACAACAAUAUCAGUAACUGAAGUUUACUGAAAUAAAUGAUCCUUGAUCCUAAAA